Molecule: messenger RNA, 817 nt
Organism: Penicilliopsis zonata CBS 506.65
Lineage: Eukaryota; Fungi; Ascomycota; Eurotiomycetes; Eurotiales; Aspergillaceae
Exons: 2
Coding region: 68-817 (249 amino acids)
Molecular function (GO): nickel cation binding
Source: RefSeq, a predicted model, not a curated record
GGGGAAGAAUAGCAAUGCGUCUCGUUCAGGCUUAUCUAUCGGUAUCACACACUCCGAAGUGGAUUCAAUGCAUGCGUUGCUUCUUCUAUCAGACUCUGCGCUUCCUCUCGGCUCAUUUGCCUACUCCAGUGGGCUUGAAUCGUAUCUCGCUCACAACAAACCUCUGCCACGUUCGACGACCGUGAUAGCUUCGUUCCAACGCUUUCUCGAGCUUUCCAUUGCAUCAAUCGCGAGCACAUCUAUACCGUACCUUUUAGCUGCCUACCGGGAUCCGGAAUCACUAGUAACGCUUGACAAUGAUCUGGAUGCGUCGACACCGUGUGUGGUUGCACAAAGAGCGAGUGUUGCCCAGGGAAGGGCCCUGCUAGGUGUCUGGGAAAGGGCAUUCCGUGAAACAUAUAAGAAUCAACCGGACUGGGCCCCUGAAAGUAGUCGUCGAGCAAUCGAUGUUAUCGGGCGCUUUUCGGACGAUUUGAAGAGCAGUGUUGGCGGGCCCGAUGACCUGGGACCAAAGGGGCAUUUUGCUCCAAUAUGGGGAGUUGUAUGCCUAGCCAUGGGCGUAGAGCUUCAACAAGCAACAUAUAUCUUUAUGCUGAACCACGCAAAGGCUGUUCUUAGCGCAGCUGUGCGCGCGUCGGUGAUGGGUCCUUAUCAGGCGCAAAGUGUACUCGCAAGUAAGACUUUGCAAGAUAUGAUCACGAAACGAAUAGAGCAUGAAUGGGAGACAGAUACAGCAGAUGCUGGUCAACUGGUGCCGGCUUUGGAUCUCUGGGUGGGAAGGCACGAGCUUCUUUAUAGCAGGAUAUUCAACUCGUGA